This is a messenger RNA of Arvicola amphibius (Eurasian water vole), 5383 nucleotides long. RefSeq names its product intraflagellar transport 172 (gene Ift172). NCBI's taxonomy places the organism in Eukaryota, Metazoa, Chordata, Mammalia, Rodentia, Cricetidae. Gene Ontology annotation, biological process: intraciliary transport. Gene Ontology annotation, cellular component: intraciliary transport particle B; axoneme; ciliary basal body. The record is from RefSeq and is a predicted model, not a curated record. Gene Ontology annotation, molecular function: protein binding.
GGCUGGCGCCGUCGCUGCUUGGCGGGUUGUCCAGGUAACCGCGGGAGUUGUCUCGGUCAGCAAGCAUCCGAGACCUGUGUGCGUCAUGCAGUUGAAGCACCUGAGGACCCUGCUGAGCCCUCAGGAUGGAGCUGCGAAGGUGACUUGUAUGGCCUGGUCCCAGAACAACGCUAAAUUUGCUGUCUGCACAGUGGACCGAGUGGUAUUGCUGUACGAUGAGCAUGGGGAGCGGAGAGACAAGUUCUCCACCAAGCCAGCUGACAUGAAGUAUGGCAGGAAGAGCUACAUGGUAAAGGGCAUGGCUUUCUCUCCUGAUUCCACUAAAAUUGCCAUAGGACAGACUGACAACAUCAUCUAUGUCUACAAGAUUGGAGAAGAUUGGGGAGACAAGAAGGUCAUCUGCAACAAGUUCAUCCAGACGAGUGCUGUUACCUGUCUGCAGUGGCCUGCAGAGUACAUUAUUGUCUUCGGACUGGCUGAAGGCAAGGUUCGCUUAGCAAACACUAAAACUAACAAGUCGUCUACCAUCUAUGGGACAGACUCGUAUGUGGUGGCGCUGACAACCAAUUGCUCUGGGAAAGGCAUCCUCUCAGGUCACGCAGACGGCACCAUCGUCAGGUACUUCUUCGAUGACGAAGGCUCCGGAGAGUCACAGGGGAAGUUGGUUAACCACCCAUGCCCACCAUAUGCCUUGGCUUGGGCAACCAACAGCAUCGUGGCUGCAGGCUGUGAUCGGAGGAUUGUGGCCUAUGGAAAGGAAGGCCAUGUGCUACAGACUUUUGACUACAGCCGUGACCCUCAGGAGCGUGAAUUCACCACAGCUGCGGCAAGUCCUGGAGGCCAGUCUGUCGUGCUAGGAAGCUACGACAGACUCCGGGUGUUCAACUGGAGUCCUCGAAGAAGCAUCUGGGAAGAGGCCAAGCCCAAGGAGAUUGCCAACUUAUACACCAUCACAGCCUUGGCGUGGAAGCGGGACGGCUCCCGGCUCUGUGCGGGCACCCUCUGUGGUGGGGUGGAACAGUUUGACUGCUGCCUCCGAAGGAGUAUUUACAAGAACAAGUUUGAGCUGACGUAUGUGGGACCCAGCCAGGUGAUAGUGAAGAACCUAUCUUCAGGGACCAGGGUGGUGCUCAAGUCCCACUAUGGCUAUGAGGUAGAAGAGGUGAAGAUCCUGGGGAAGGAACGGUACUUGGUGGCUCACACAUCGGACACGCUGCUGCUCGGAGACUUGAACACUAAUCGCCUCAGUGAGAUAGCCUGGCAGGGAUCUGGUGGCAAUGAGAAAUAUUUCUUUGAAAAUGAGAAUGUGUGCAUGAUCUUCAAUGCUGGAGAGCUGACCCUGGUGGAGUAUGGGAGUAAUGACUCCUUGGGUUCUGUACGCACUGAAUUCAUGAACCCUCACCUCAUCAGCGUCCGCAUCAAUGAGAGGCGCCAGCGAGGAAUGGAAGAUAAUAAGAAACUGGCUUAUCUUGUUGACAUUAAGACUAUUGCUAUAGUGGAUCUGAUUGGCGGCUACAACAUUGGUACUAUCAGUCACGAGAGCCGUGUGGAUUGGCUAGAACUUAAUGAGACUGGGCACAAGCUUCUCUUCAGGGAUCGGAAACUUCGUUUGCAUUUGUAUGAUAUUGAAAGCUGCUCCAAGACAAUGAUCCUCAACUUCUGCUCCUACGUGCAGUGGGUUCCCGGGAGCGAUGUGCUGGUAGCCCAGAACCGAAACAGCUUAUGUGUGUGGUACAACAUUGAGGCCCCUGAGAGAGUCACCAUGUCCUCUAUCAGGGGUGACGUUGUAGGUCUGGAGCGAGGUGGAGGGAAGACAGAGGUGAUGGUGACCGAAGGGGUGACUACUGUGGCCUACACCCUGGACGAGGGCCUGAUUGAGUUUGGAACAGCCAUCGAUGACGGCAACUACACCCGGGCAACAGCCUUCUUGGAGACCCUGGAGAUGACCCCAGAAACAGAGGCAAUGUGGAAGACCUUGAGCAAACUGGCCCUGGAGGCAAGGCAGCUCCACACUGCUGAGAGGUGCUUUUCUGCUCUGGGUCAUGUGGCCAAAGCUCGAUUCCUGCACGAGACCAAUGAGAUUGCAGAUCAGGUGUCCAGGGAAUAUGGUGGAGAAGGAACUGACUUCUAUCAGGUCCGAGCACGACUGGCCAUGCUGGAAAAGAACUACAAACUAGCAGAGAUGAUCUUCUUGGAACAGAACGCUGUGGAGGAGGCCAUGGACAUGUACCAGGAGCUACGCUGGGAUGAGUGUAUCGCUGUGGCCGAGGCCAAGGGACACCCAGCCCUGGAGAAGCUGCGCAGGGAUUACUAUCAAUGGUUAAUGGACACACAACAAGAGGAGCGAGCAGGGGAACUGCAGGAGAGUCAAGGGGAUGGGCUGGCAGCCAUCAGCCUCUACCUCAAGGCUGGGCUCCCUGCCAAAGCUGCGCGGCUGGUGCUGACCCGCGAGGAGCUGCUGGCCAACACGGAGCUGGUAGAACACAUCACCAUGGCCCUCAUCAAGGGGGAGCUCUACGAAAGGGCCGGUGAUCUCUUUGAGAAGAUUCGAAACCCACAGCGGGCCCUUGAGUGCUACUGUAAAGGCAAUGCAUUCAUGAAAGCGGUUGAGCUGGCACGACUGGCUUUCCCAGUGGAGGUUGUGAGACUGGAGGAGGCCUGGGGGGACUACCUGGUGCAGCAGAAGCAGCUGGAUGCAGCCAUCAAUCACUACAUUGAAGCCAGGUGUUCCAUUAAAGCAAUUGAGGCUGCUCUGGGUGCCCGCCAGUGGAAGAAGGCCAUUUAUAUAUUAGAUCUCCAGGACCGAAACACUGCAUCUAAAUACUAUCCUCGUGUGGCCCAGCACUAUGCGUCUUUGCAGGAGUAUGAGAUUGCUGAGGAGCUCUACACCAAAGGAGACCGGACCAAAGAUGCUAUAGACAUGUACACCCAGGCUGGCCGCUGGGAGCAAGCCCACAAGCUGGCAAUGAAAUGCAUGCGGCCAGAGGAUGUGUCCGUGCUGUACAUCACCCAGGCCCAGGAAAUGGAGAAGCAGGGCAAGUACCGAGAGGCUGAACGGCUGUAUGUCACAGUAGAGGAGCCUGAUCUUGCCAUCACCAUGUUCAAAAAGCACAAGUUGUAUGAUGAUAUGAUCCGCCUGGUAGGGAAGCACCACCCAGAUCUACUCAGUGACACACACCUUCACCUGGGCAAGGAGCUGGAGGCAGAAGGCCGACUGCAGGAGGCUGAGUAUCACUACCUUGAGGCCCAGGAAUGGAAGGCAACUGUGAACAUGUACCGGUCCAGUGGGCUCUAGGAGGCCUACCGGGUGAGGAGUGGCCAAAGCCAUGGAGGAGCCAAUGCCCACAAACACGUGGCCUAUCUGUGGGCGAAGAGUCUGGGAGGAGAGGCUGCAGUUAGACUGCUUAAUAAGCUGGGGCUUCUAGAGGCUGCCAUUGACCACGCUGCUGACAACUGCUCCUUUGAAUUUGCCUUUGAACUCUCUCGGCUAGCCCUCAAGCACAAAACCCCAGAGAUUCAUCUCAGAUACGCCAUGUACCUGGAGGAUGAGGGCAAAUUUGAAGAGGCUGAAGCAGAAUUCAUCAGAGCUGAACCCAAAGAGGCAGUUCUCAUGUUUGUCCACAACCAGGAUUGGGAGGCAGCUCAGCGUGUGGCUGAGGCCCAUGAUCCUGACAGUGUUGCUGAGGUACUGGUAGGUCAGGCCCGUGGGGCCUUGGAGGAGAAGGACUUUCAGAAGGCAGAAGGGUUGCUGCUUCGGGCUCAGAGACCAGGCCUGGCUCUCAAUUAUUAUAAGGAGGCUGGGCUCUGGAGCGAUGCUCUGCGGAUCUGCAAGGACUACGUGCCUGGCCAGCUAGAGGCCCUGCAGGAAGAGUAUGAGCGAGAAGCCACCAAGAAGGGGGGAAGAGGUGUGGAGGGACUUGUAGAGCAAGCACGACAGUGGGAACAGGCUGGAGAGUAUAGCCGUGCGGUGGACUGCUACCUCAAAGUUCGAGACUCAGGGAGCGGCGGCCUGAUGGAGAAGUGCUGGAUGAAGGCGGCGGAACUGUCCAUCAAGUUUCUGCCUCCCCAGCGCAGUCUGGAAGUAGUUCGGGCUGUAGGUCCCCAGCUGAUUGGAAUUGGAAAGCACAGUGCGGUAAGUAAACUCUAUCUGAACCUGGACCUUGUCAAAGAAGCGAUCGAUGCUUUCAUUGACGGUGAAGAAUGGAACAAGGCCAAACGCGUAGCCAAAGAGUUAGACCCACGGUAUGAAGACUAUGUGGACCAGCACUAUAAGGAGUUCCUCAAGAACCAGGGCAAAGUGGAUUCGCUGGUGGGUGUGGACGUAGUAGCCGCCUUGGACUUGUAUGUGGAGCAGGGUCAGUGGGACAAGUGCAUUGAAACCACUCCCAAACAGAACUACAAGAUUCUGCACAAGUACGUGGCCCUGUAUGCAACUCAUCUGAUCCGAGAGGGUGGCUAUGCCCAAGCACUGGCCCUCUAUGUGCAGCACGGAGCCCCUGCUAACCCACAGAACUUCAACAUCUACAAAAGGAUCUUCACUGACAUGGUUAGCUCUCCUGGGACCAACAAUGCCGAGGCCUACCAUAGCUGGGCUGAUCUUCGGGAUGUCCUCUUUAACUUGUGUGAAAAUCUGGUGAAGUCCAGCGAAGCAAACUCGGCAGCUCACGAGGAGUUUGAGAUGAUGCUGCUGAUCGCUCAUUACUAUGCGACACGAUCUGCGGCCCAGAGUAUCAAACAGCUGGAAACCGUAGCUGCCAGGCUCUCCAUCUCACUCCUGCGCCACACCCAGCUGUUACCUGCAGACAAGGCCUUUUAUGAAGCAGGCACUGCUGCCAAGCUGAUUGGCUGGGAAAACAUGGCUUAUUUCCUCAACCGAUUUUUGGAUCUGACUGACGCAAUCGAGGAAGGGACUCUGGACGCUCUUGACCACUGAUUCCAGGACACAGACAUCCCCUUUGAGGUGCCACUCCCGGCCAAGCAGCAUGUACCGGAGGCCCAGAGAGAAGAGGUCGAGGACUGGGUGCUCACAGUCUCGAUGGAUCAGAGGCUGGAGCAGGUUCUGCCCCGGGAUGAGCGCGGUGUCUAUGAGGCUUCCCUGGUAGCAGCGAGCACUGGGGUUCGGGCCCUGCCCUGCCUCAUUACAGGUUACCCCAUUCUGAGGAACAAAAUUGAAUUUAAGCGACCAGGGAAGGCUGCUAAUAAAGACAACUGGAACAAGUUUCUUAUGGCCAUCAAGACCUCCCACAGCCCAGUGUGCCAGGACGUACUCAAAUUCAUCAGCCAGUGGUGUGGUGGGCUCCCCAGCACCAGCUUUUCUUUUCAGUGGACUGGUACAGCUGAGGCCUUUAGCCCUGUCCCUCAUUAAAACUCUGUAAGUAGUCGA